UUGUCCCACUGAGAAGGUUAACUUAUAAGAAGGGACAUGCAAAUGCACCCAAUGCGGCAUACUCACUGGAUUUUUCUAACCUCCUGUUUCAUUCAAUUUACUUCCAGAUUCCUCGGCCUAAUUCGAUAAAAUAAUAAUGCAGACAAUCUUGAUGCAGUCUCUGAUUCCUCUCUCUCUCUUCCUCUUGAUGCAAAUCUGCACACUGCAAGCUGCGGUCGUGGUGCCGAAGAAUGCAACAAUCUCGGCUGUUUUCACAUUUGGUGACUCCAUAUUGGACACAGGCAACAACAACCACCUCAUCACUCUGGUUAAGAGUAAUUUUCUUCCAUAUGGAAGGGAUUUCAUGGGAGGAAAACCGACCGGGAGGUUCAGCAAUGGCAAGGUUCCCUCAGAUAUCUUUGCACAACAACUGGGGAUCAAAGAACUGUUGCCCGCAUUUCUCGACCCGAACCUGCAACUUCAAGACCUCAUCGGAGGCGUCAAUUUCGCCUCGGCCGGUGCAGGAUUCGAUCCUCUGACAUCAGAACUCGUGUUCGUCAUACCUAUGUCGAAACAAUUACGACUCUUCGAUGAGUACAAAAGGAAGCUGAAGAGCUUUAUAGGAAAGGAGAGAGCGGAUUCUAUCGUUGCGGACGGCCUGUAUAUUGUGUCUGCAGGGAGCGACGACAUUGCGAAUACCUAUUUUCAUACCCCGACCCGGAUAUUUGACUACAACGUUUCUUCUUACACACAACUUUUGGCUCGUUCAGCCUCAUCCUUCUUGCAGGAACUACACGCAAAGGGUGCUCGGAGGAUCGGCGUCUUCAGCUUGGCUCCCCUCGGGUGCAUACCCUUGCAGAGAACUCUAGCCGGCGGACUCGAGAGGAGAUGCGCAGAGGAUUACAAUCGGAUGGUUCAACUGCUCAACUCAAAGUGGACGCGGGAGUUGCGUCACCUCAACAGAGCCUUCCCUCAUGCCAGGAUGGCCCUUAUCGACGUCUACGGCCUCUUACUCGACAUCAUGAAGAAUCCCAGGAAAUAUGGGUUCGAAAUCUCGGACCGAGGGUGCUGCGGCUCGGGUCUAAUAGAGGCCGGAUUUAUGUGCAACCAGUGGAAUUUCUUGACAUGCUCAAAUGCCUCAGGAUAUGUGUUCUGGGACAGCUAUCAUCCCACGGAAAAUGCCUACAAGAUCAUGGUCCAGGGGCUGCUGGGGAAGCUCCUGGUCGACCUAUACUCAUGAUGGCGAAGACGGCGGCGACGAC
Molecule: messenger RNA, 1241 nt
Organism: Syzygium oleosum
Lineage: Eukaryota; Viridiplantae; Streptophyta; Magnoliopsida; Myrtales; Myrtaceae
Product: GDSL esterase/lipase At5g42170-like
Exons: 5
Coding region: 137-1219 (360 amino acids)
Cellular component (GO): extracellular region
Molecular function (GO): hydrolase activity, acting on ester bonds
Source: RefSeq, a predicted model, not a curated record